AUGCCGGUUUACACUUUGUUCCUGUUCAUAGCGUGCAAUUGGGCUACCAGCCUUGCACAUAAUGUCCGAAACACGAAUAAUCGCCCACCAUUUGCUUUCGUGCCACCAGUACAGGAACAUAUUGAUCAUAAUUUCAUCCCACAGAAAUUGUACACUAGAACUGCUCCAGAAGCUUCAGAAGCUUCAGAAGUGCAGGAAAAACUAAUGCAGGAGGUUCAACAAGCGAAAGAAGAUAUUGAGGAGACACUUGAAAGCACACCCCAUGUGGAACAACCGGAUAAGGAAAAGGAGGAAAAAGCGCGCUCUAAGGGCAACUUUCUCACGGAUAUUAUUGAAAAAGCAUCAGCAAUAUUUUCUGUGCUUAAUUUUUGGUACAUAUUCGGUGCGUUUCUGUUGUUCAACUACAAAUCACAAUGUGAACUUGAUAUGCCCUGUAAUCAGAGAAACUAUACCGAAAGUCGACAAGCCAAGAUGUGCAACCCGCGUUCGGUGCGUUUCUGUUGUUCAACUACAAAUCACUGUAAAUUUGAUAUGCCCUGUAAUCAGAAAAACAAUACCGCAAGGCGACAAGCCAAGAUGUGCAACCCCCGACAAUUACCGCGGGACUGCGUCCGUGAUUAUUCGGUCCAAUGCCCGGAAGGCUUCGUCCAGCAAGCAACGGAUUGCGUUGCCUCUGAUGGUUACAAGGGGCCUUGCGACAAGCACCAGCCUGAGCUGUAUCUGCUCAGCGACUCGGCAAAAGCAUCCUGGUCCUGGGCGUGCAAGGCCAAAUAUCCUUGUAUGCCCGACAACUGCCCAUCGGGAACUGACUAUUCGCAGCCAUGCCCACUCGGAUGGCAUGCAGGAAACAAUGCAGAAUGCACUACCGCUGAUUCUGCGCUGCAGUGCGAUGAAAAAAUCACAGCUUCUGCCGACAGCACAGCUAAAGCUAAAUGGGAAAAAACGUGUGGAGUUCGCUGGCCAUGCAAGAAGACAAAGUGCGUGAAGGAUUACGACGCGAAGUGCCCGGCUUUGUGGUCUGAAGCCGAAUCUGGGGUGUGCAGAGCGCCCAAUACAUAUCAAGGGCCGUGUCCUGCAACGGUGGAUCUAGCAGCUUACCAAGGGAAAGCUCACAUGAAGAGGAUGUUUGAGAAGCGGUGUGGAGUGUCGUGGAUUUGUAGAAACAGCACGCUUGAAAGGGAACGGGAUUUCUCAGUGCCUUGCCCUCUGGGAUGGGAGCUGCUCGAAGACGGUUCAUGCAGAGCUCCUCCUUCGUACACAUUCACAGAAAACUGCCCCAAAAUCGUUUCCUUCGUCGGCCGCAGACCGGAUGAUCGGCAAGCUUACGCAACUCUCUGUAAUGUGGACUUCCCAUUUCGCGAUAGGGGCUCGUGCGAACUCGAUUUUUCGUUCGUGUGCCCGCUGGGCUGGGUGGACUCGGGAAAUGGCCAGUGGUGUCAAGCGCCAUCAAGUUACACAGGGAACUGUGUUGGAGAGAGCAACGAAAUCGCCAUGGUAGGGAAUUAUUGA
Messenger RNA from Cyclospora cayetanensis, 1509 nucleotides. RefSeq lists its product as uncharacterized. Lineage: Eukaryota; Apicomplexa; Conoidasida; Eucoccidiorida; Eimeriidae. The transcript has 4 exons. The record is from RefSeq and is a predicted model, not a curated record. Bases 1 to 1509 code for a protein of 502 amino acids.